Paecilomyces variotii is the source of this 803-nucleotide messenger RNA. RefSeq names its product phosphotyrosine protein phosphatase I superfamily. Lineage: Eukaryota; Fungi; Ascomycota; Eurotiomycetes; Eurotiales; Thermoascaceae. The record is from RefSeq and is a predicted model, not a curated record. The transcript has a single exon. The coding region runs from base 132 to 539 and encodes 135 amino acids.
AAUAUAUCUUGGAGAUAUCUGCCCUUUAUAUUCGCCGAGAACUGCUAUUGUGAUAGCAUCGUCCCUCCCAUUAACAAGCCACGCCACAACAACCACUCAACGGAUAACACGAAAGACAUUUCGUACCCAAAAUGCCCAGCGUCUUGUUCGUCUGCGUCCACAACGCUGGUCGCUCCCAAAUGGCUGCCGCCUACCUGAGUCAUCUUGCUGGUGAUACUAUUGAAGUCCGCUCCGCCGGAUCUGCCCCAGUCGACUCUAUCAAUCCCAUCGUUGUCGAAGCCAUGCUCGAAGAGGGUAUCGACCUCCGCACCCAAAAACCUAAGAGUCUAACCCCCGACGCGGUUCAAGCUAGUGAUGUUGUCAUCACCAUGGGUUGUGGGGAUGUCUGCCCCUUCUUUCCUGGCAAACGUUAUCUCGACUGGCAACUUGAUGACCCCGCCGGGCAAGGCUUAGAUGUUGUACGGACUAUCCGUCGAGCAAUUCGUCGUCGCGUCGAGAGUCUCAUCACAGAACUUCAGUCCCAUAGUUCAAUCUCUUAAGGGUGCUUGUACAGGUCCCGAGCCCGCCAGUGGCAUGGCUGUUUCUGCCUCAUGUUCUCUGAGCUGGGGCUGUUGCAGCUUAGAUUCUCUGGCUAGCUGAAGCUAUUGAUCUGUGCGAUGACCUCGCUAGGCGCAAAGGCACGAGCAGUAUAUCUAACCGAGUCAACUGACUCGCGUGCCAGAAGUCCUGAGAUUUUGGUGUACAUCAUGUGAAUAUCUAAAGAUUUAUUUUAUGAAAAGUAUAAUUAGGCAUAAGGAAGCCGG